Messenger RNA from Fusarium venenatum, 1248 nucleotides. The record is from RefSeq and is a predicted model, not a curated record. NCBI's taxonomy places the organism in Eukaryota, Fungi, Ascomycota, Sordariomycetes, Hypocreales, Nectriaceae.
UUGGCUCUAUGGCAAAAGAGAAGAAGCAGGGCGAAAACCAAAUCAGCACUGAUAAGUAUACAACAGAAAUUAUUCGUUAUGCCUACUCUUGAGUUUGCAAGCUCUGUGGGAAACACCCUUCACCACUUGGUGACCGGGUCUUACACCAACACGACUCUCUUUCUUCUUGCUUUCGAUACUGUUGCUCGGACUCUGACUCUGAAUUCCACUGUCCCUGGAUUCGGACUUCAUCAGUUUGUCACCAGUAAUGCCGCCAAGGACAGGGUCUAUGCCACCGCUAUGAGCGAGCCUCCUCAACUCUUUUCUUGGUCAGUCGAUGAGAACUACAAGUUCACUUAUCUUGAUACUGUCAAUAUUACCUCUUCAUCUUGUUACAUCUCCGACGACGGCAACCUGGCUUUCUCUUCUGGCGGCUCAACUGCCCACAUCCAUGCCCUCACUGAGAACGGAGGACUCGGCGAAAUGGUUGAUGAGCUCUACAUGGUACCAAAAGAGGAGAUUAAAAAUGUUAACAAGACUCGCGCGGCUGUGCUUUAUGGUGCUCAUGCUUUUGAUGUCAACAUCAAUCGUAAGGGCUUUGUUCCUCACUUGGGUAUGAACUCAAUUUUCAUGUACGACAUUGCCGAGAAUGGUACCGCUACUCCUUUAUCCAUCAACCUUAGCCCCUCUGAGGGUGAUGGUCCCCGUAACUCCCUCUCCAGCAAAGACGGAAAGCUUCUAUACGUGGUAAGUGGCGCCAAGGGUAUCGCGAACAGUUGUACUGACCCUUCAGACCAAUGGCUAGACGUUUACAAGGUUCAUGACACUCAACUUGAGCAUAUUCAGCGAAGCAGUGCGAUUCCCGAUGAUGUACGAGGCACCUACACGUUCCGCAGCAACACUGUCCAGAUGUCCCGGGAUGGAAAGUAUCUGCUUACUAGUACUCGCAGCUGGAACAACACCGAAGCCAACGGAUAUGUCGCUGCUUUUGCUCUGGAUAAGCACGGCAAGCUUAAGAAAGAGAAGGCCGUAGCUUUUUACGAAGCUCCUGUGACCCUAGGCUCUGCAGGUGGCCUACGAGUUCUUCCAUGGGGUGACGAGACCACUCAGGACCCGAAGGGAAUUAGCGACUACAUGUAUCUUAGUGACACUUCUGAAGGUUGGAUGUUCAUCUUGGGCUGGACUCCUGCGAACUACACCCUCGAUGUCGUGGUUUCGCUGCAUUACCCCGAUAACCAAACUCCUUACGAAGCUACCUGGUUGGACUGA